This is a messenger RNA of Harpegnathos saltator (Jerdon's jumping ant), 746 nucleotides long. RefSeq names its product protein cornichon (gene cni). Gene Ontology annotation, biological process: vesicle-mediated transport. Bases 68 to 499 code for a protein of 143 amino acids. The transcript has 4 exons. NCBI's taxonomy places the organism in Eukaryota, Metazoa, Arthropoda, Insecta, Hymenoptera, Formicidae. The record is from RefSeq and is a predicted model, not a curated record.
UUAUCACGUGAUUCAUCUGACACCGGAUUCGUGUUUGACCGAUUGGUAACUUUUGUCUACAUGCAGAAUGGCGUUCAAUUUAGCCGCUUUUUCAUACAUCGUAGCGUUAAUCAGCGAUGUAUUCCUGAUAUUUUUCGCAAUUUUUCAUGUUAUUACGUUUGAUGAAUUGAAGACUGGAUAUAAAAAUCCAAUUGAUCAGUGUAACAAUCUAAAUCCGCUAGUUCUACCGGAGUAUAUAUUGCACAUUGUGAUCAAUAUUCUAUUUUUGGUCAGUGAACAAUAUUUUACAUUGUUAAUCAAUGUUCCGUUGAUAACUUAUCAUGUAUGGCGUUACAUCAAUAGGCCUGUAAUGACAGAACCUGGCUUGUAUGACCCUACAAGCAUAAUGAACGCUUACGAUUUGUCCAUGUACCAAAGAGAAGGAUGGGUUAAGUUAGCAUUUUAUCUCCUUUCAUUUUUCUACUAUUUAUAUGGUAUGAUUAGCUUACUGAGUAAUUAAAAUAAUCAACUAUUGUAUUACAAUGAGGAUUUUCCAUUUCCUCGGUACAACUAUAUUGUGGCUGUUCACAAUAAGAUUAUACUGGAAGUACAAGUUGUAACUUAAUGAACUUGGUAUAACAAAUUUUAUAAUACUAAAAGUAACAGGAAAAGGACUUCUUACUUACGUAUAGAUUAAUCUUUAUAGAUUAUAUAUGCAAUCUAGAUACUUUUCUAGAAUGCGUAUAUAUAUCAUAUUUAAAAAAAGG